CUACUUCAACAUCCUACUCUUGUCUCAUUAUCCAAGGAAACAUCAUUCCAAGUGGUCCUGAUCUCAGGGGCUCAAGUCUCAUUUGUACUGAUGAAUUAUGGUGCCAUUGCUGCGACACGCCAUCAUGUGCAGGCUGGCUUUGACACCAUCAACUCAACACAUCAUUUCUCAAUCCCUGGCUCCUUCAUGAGCAGCAUCAGCAAUUUAAGGCACACUAGCAACGUCAACAGACCAGGUCGCUGGGCCUUCCGGGUUGAUGAUGGACCACAAGGCUGCCAAUAUAAUGGUUUACCUGUGCAGGUUGGAGACUCUUUCUGGACAGAUGCCAGCUGUCAGCAAAGAUGCACCUGCGUCAGUGGAGGCCUCCUCCAGUGCCAGCAACAGCCCUGCACCUUUUCCCAGGUGUGUCGUCCAACAGCCUUCCAGUAUUCCUGCCAGAAUAUUCAGCGACGCACCUGCACCAUCUCUGGUGACCCCCACUACUACACCUUUGACGGGAAAGUCUUUCAUUUCCAGGGAACCUGCACGUACAUACUCUCCGAGGCUUGUGGCAAUGGACUGCCAUACUAUCGUAUUGAAGGGAAGAAUGAGCAUCGGGGCAGCACACGUGUGUCGUGGACCCGUCUUGUAAGAGUGUGGGUUUACGGUGAGGAAAUUGAGCUGGUCAAAGGCCAUCAUUACCAAGUAUUGGUGAACGGUAGUUUUGUGACGACCCCAUUUACCCUAUGGAAUGGGGAAAUCCAGGUCUACCAAUCAGGUUUCUCUGUGGCUGUCACUACAAACUUUGGCCUGCUGGUCACCUACGAUGCCUAUCACUAUGUCAGAAUCUCAGUGCCCUACGAGUACCAGAACGCUACCUGUGGCCUGUGUGGCAACUUCAACCAACACCGUCAUGAUGACUUUCGAACCCGUGAUGGGCAGCUUGUGAGCUCAGACGUGGAGUUUGCCAACAGCUGGAAGGCCCCAGGGGACACUGACCCAGGCUGCCAGGACGUGCAAUGUGCAGGACUGGCUUGUGCUGCUUGCACCGAUAACCAAAGGACUCUUUACGGAAACACUGCCCACUGUGGAAUCCUCAGCAAUAAUGUCGGCCCGUUUGUUUCCUGUCACUCAAUGCUGUCUCCACAGAGCUUUGUAGAAAAUUGUGUGUAUGAUCUGUGUGUGGGUGACGGCUACCAGCCCAUCCUCUGCCAAGCACUCAACGUGUAUGCUGCCCAGUGUCAACAAGAGGGCAUUCAGUUGGGCCAGUGGAGGAGAGAGGGAUUCUGUGAAAUCCCCUGUCAAGCAAACAGCCAUUUUGAGUCUCAAGGAACUGGAUGCCCUGCAACCUGCAGCAACCCCAAUGCUCCAAAGAAUUGCCCACUGCCCAACCUGGAGAGCUGCAUCUGUAAUGCUGGCUAUGUCCUAAGCGGUGGGGAGUGUGUUCUGCAGAGUGACUGUGGCUGCACCUUCGAGGGGCGGUACUAUACAACUGGGGAGACAGUGGUGCUAGACCAGGACUGUGGGAGGCGCUGCCACUGUACUCAUGGGACAAUGAGCUGCCAGACACACAGCUGCAGUGAGCUGGAGGUGUGUGGGGCCCACGGUGGUGUGCGGAGCUGCAGACCUCUCAGCUACGCCACCUGCUGGGUGGAGGGUUAUGGGUCGUAUCGCACCUUUGAUGGAAAUACCUUCCAUUACCCAGGUGCCUGUAGUCUGACAUUGGCGAGGGUCAGGGGACAAUCACAAUUACCUCAUUUUCAAGUAAGUGUUGAGAAAGUUCCCACAGGUCUUAGAGAUUUUGGUAGACACCUGAAGUUUGAAGCAGAAGGAACACAAGUUUCUGUGGAGAUAGGGGAAGGAGCCACAACAAAGGUGGAUGGGCAAACAGUGGGCAUUCCUUUCAGUGUCAGCUCAGGUCAUAUUCGCAUCUACCACAGCAGUGUACAAGGUGUUGUCAUAGAGACCAACUUUGGAGUGCUGGUGAGAGCUGACUGGCCACAUGUCAUCCGCAUUACCGCUCCUGGCAACUACAACGGCACUCUAGGAGGCCUGUGUGGAGAUCUGAAUGGAGACCUUCGCGACGACUUCCUCUCCCCCACUGGAGUUCCCCUCUACGACUCACAGCAGUUUGGGGACAGCUGGAGAGAUGGCUCCCUGUCAGCAUUCUGUGUGGAACCUCCGGCCUGGGAACCCAGACACUACCAGAACACUAGCCAGUUCAGGGAGCUCUGUGGCAUCAUGGGAUGGGCACAGGGGCCUUUUAGCCAGUGCCAAGCAAGGCUGGACCCCUGGGGACGGAUUGAAGACUGUGUCCAGGCUCUAGCGAGAACACGUGGUACUCGAGAGGCACUGUGCGAGGCACUGCGUGGCUACACCCUUCUUUGCCAACAGAGUGGACUCACGGUAGGGGAAUGGAGGAACAUCACUAACUGUGAGGUAACCUGCCCACCCAACAGCCAUUAUGAGCCAUGUGGAACAUCCUGCCCAGCUUCCUGCCCAAGCCUGUCUUUCCCCUUCCUUUGUACUCAGCCUUGUCAGGAGGGGUGCCAGUGUAAUGACGGGUUCCUCCUGAGUGGGGAUCGUUGUGUGCCACCCAUGGGUUGUGGCUGCCACCAUGGCGGGCGCUAUAGACAGAGUGGAGAGCGCUACUGGUAUGGUGAGGAGUGCCAGUGCCUGUGCCAGUGUAAUGGCAUCACCGGACAGUCACAUUGCAUGGCCUCUUCUUGUGGUGCUCAGGACUCUUGUCGAGUCGUGGAUGGACAGUACGGUUGCCAUCCUAAACCUGAAGCCACCUGCUCGGCCUCUGGAGACCCACACUACACCUCCUUUGACAGACGCACCUUUGACUUCCAGGGUACAUGUCGUUAUGUCCUGGCAACAGUUUGCAAUGGAACACGAGGCCUACCUCACUUUCAGGUGGAGGCCAGGAAUGAGGCAUGGAAUGGUCUGCAGGUCUCCAUCACUGUGGCAGUUUACGUCAAUGUGUCUGGACAUCUGGUGUACAUCUCAAAAGACAAUCGGGCGACUGUGCAGGUGAAUGGGGAGACAAGAAACCUGCCAAUCCUUCUUGAUGGGGGCAGAGUGUCUGUCUAUGCCAACGGACUGCACACGUUUGUGAAAACAGACUUUGGUCUGACUGUCAGUUAUGAUGGCGGUUGGGUGUUGGACAUCACAGUGCCAUCCAACUACAGUGGUGCCACAUGUGGCCUGUGUGGAAACUUCAACGGCCUCCAGGGUGACGACUUGACUAUCGAGGAAGAGGGUUCUGGCUCUGUGGCCUUCCUUGCUUCUGAUUUUGGAGACUACUGGAAGGUUGAUGACGGCAUGCCCUGUACUGGAGGAUGUGGAAACUCCUGCCCAGUGUGCCAAGAUGACUGGAGAGCCCGUGCCCAGUGUGAGCUACUCAGAGCUAGCAAUGGACCACUGAGCUUCUGCCAUGCCCACGUGGACCCCCAGCCAUUCUUUAACGACUGUGUCUUUGACGUGUGCCUGUCUGGGGGCAGAAACGAUGUCCUGUGCCGUUCCAUGGAAGCAUAUGUCAGCGCAUGCCAAACUGCAAAUGUCAUCAUCUACCCCUGGCGUCAAAAUAGCACCUGCCAAAUGGAGUGUCCAGAGAAUAGCCACUACGACCUGUGUGGCACAGAGUGUGGGCACACCUGUGCCAGCAGCAUUGAUGCCAGCUGUGACAGGACCUGUGCUGAGGGCUGUUUCUGUGAUGAUGGAUUUGUGAGGAGCGGGGGGCGCUGUGUCCCUGUGGAACAGUGUGGCUGUCUUUAUGACGGCUUCUACUUUGAGAUCGGGGAACAGUUCUGGACACAAGCCUGCUCUCAGCACUGUGAGUGUUUGGCCCAAAAUGACCUCCGCUGCACCCAGUCCUUUUGCCCCCCAACUCAGGAGUGCUCUGUCAGAGAUGGUCGCCGGGGUUGCUAUAGUCACCUGUCAACCUGCACUGUCUGGGGAGACCCUCACUACCUCACCUUCGAUGGGGCUUUGGCUCACUUUCAGGGCACCUGUGCUUAUGAGAUUACCCACACCUGUGGCAACAUGAAAUAUGACGCCUUGGCCUUCCGCGUAGUAGCCGCUAAUAGUCACCGUGGCAACUUAAUUGUGUCUUUUGUGUCCACUGUGGAUGUGUGGCUCUCUCGUGGAGGAGUACAAAGCCACAUCACUAUUGGGCAGAACAGGAGAGUCAAGGUUGAUGGUAAAGACAACAAUGCAAACAGCAUUCAGGUUGGCUCCCUGGCGCAGUUGACUCGGGAGGCUGGAUUUGUGGUUGUGAAUGCCUCAGGGGAGCUGGUGGUCCAGUUUGAUGGUCGUAGUACACUUCUAGUCAGACUGAAUCCAAAUUAUCAUCAAUCUGUGUGUGGGAUGUGUGGGAAUCACAAUGACAACCCAGCAGACGACAAGGUUCUGCCCAAUGGCACUCUGGCCCAGACUGACAGGCAAUUUGGUCAAAGUUGGAAAUCAAAUGCAAGCAGACCUGGAUGUGGAGCCAGUGACUGGAUUGGAGACGGGAUGUGUCUCUUCAGAGCAGAAUACACAGAUCUGUGCAGCAUCAUCACCAACAGCAGCGGCCCGUUCCAGCAGUGCCACCUGCAUAUUGACCCACAGGCGUACUUCACCUCCUGCGUGUACGAUCUCUGUGCCUACACACCAGCCAAUGGCAUGCUGUGCUCAGCGGUGCAGGCCUAUGAGACAGCUUGCACUGUGCUGGGGCCCCGAACAACACAAUGGCGUUCUGCACUGCAUUGCUCUGUCGUUGACCCCUGUGAAGAACUGGACUGCAAUGAGGACGAGUGGUGUGGCCAGAAAGAUGGAGUCUACGGCUGCUUCUGCAAUGAGGAUCACCCAAGACCUUAUGCUGAGUCUUUUGACUCUGUGGAGUACUGUUCCAGCAGCACAGGCACCAUGUCUUUGUCUCGCUGCGAGCUGUUCGAAGCAGGCUUCUCGGCUGGCACCCUCCACCUCAACGACCCCAGCUGCAACGGCACACUCCAAGAUGGCAGAGUGGAGUUCCUCUUCGACAAUGAGAACCACCUUUGUGAAACCACUCUAAGGAGCAACAGCACCCACUUCAUCUAUGAGAACUUAAUCCAGGGGGAGGCCAACUCAGCCGGUGGCGUGAUCAGCAGAGAGAGACGGAUACAACUGCUCUUCUGCUGUGUCUACCCCCUCAGUCAGGCACUCUCCAUGGACAUGGAAAUCAACCCCCUGGAGAGUGUUUUGACUAAGAAGUUACCAGGAGGUAAUGGAACCUACCGUGUCCGAAUGAUUCCCUAUGAAGAUGCAGGAUUCUCUAAUGCGUUCUCUGGGAAUGUGAAUGUGGUGGUGAACCAGCGGAUGUACGUGGCAGUCCACGUGGAGGGAGUGGACAGCCGCCAGAUCGCCGUGGUGAUGGACUCCUGCUGGGCCACUCCUGUCAAUCAGGCAGACUACCACAUCCGAUGGGACCUCAUCAGAAACGAGUGCCCCAACCCCAAUGACCGCACAGUGGAGCUGCUUCAGAAUGGAAACAGCACAUCAGGUCGUUUCUCCUUCAGGAUGUUCACCUUCACUGCAAACUCCUCCAAGGUUUACCUGCACUGCAGCAUCCACCUGUGCUUGGUGGCGAGCAACGACUGCACAGCCCACUGUUACCCAGGUAACCACCAUAGGCAGCGCCGUGCUGUUGAUUUCCAUGACAGCGCCUCCCUCUCACUGGGGCCUCUGGUUUGGGCCAGUGGCAGAGCAGAUGGGAGUGACAUGAUUGACCCGAACCCUGUGAAGCCUCGGGUCUAACUGCAUUUCUGAUAGUCUUGUUCCUCUUGUUCCUGCUCUCACUCUCACGCCUCUCAUCUAGAACAGAACACAGCUACACAAUCACCUGGCUUUGACAAACCAACAUGCACAGCAUUCAUAGAACACAGCUACACAACCAACUGGCUCUGACAAACCCACAUUCAAGCAUUCAUAGCACACAGCAGUGUUGUACCUUUUCCCUUCUGUGGUAACAUACAGGAGAGCACGGUGUCCUGCUGAUUGAUAUUCAUUGAUGUGAGAACAUACCUAGACAUAAACUACAUAAACUGUGUUCAUAUAUUUCUUAUAUAUUCACAAUUUUCCUGACGAGCUAUGGAGGUAUACUAUUUCUUUGCUGAGCUAUAGAGCUAUACUUUUUCCUUGCUGAGCAUGGUGUAUUGCUGAUUCCACCACCUGAUUCCACCACCUCCUUUUAGGGUGUUUACGGUGUUUUGGGGAAAUUUGAAAUAAAUAAAGUGGAGAGAAGAGAAAGCAUUUUGCAUGUCACUGAUGUCUACAUUAUGGCCCUAUGUGUUAUAGAAAAUAUCAUGUUUGAUUCGACAUUGUUCUUACAAAGUAUGAUUGAUUGGGUUCAGUGUCUUUAUGACGUAAUGUAGUGACACCCAGUGAAGUGUCAUUAAUGGGAAUAGUGGAAGGACAGACGGAUGGAUGGACAGAUAGAAACCAGUGAGACCAGCAGACUGACUGACUGGUUGGUUUAUUUAAUGAGAAUACUAAUACACACUGUGAAAUAUGAUUGCUAAGGGUUUUCUGAAUUAAAGAGAUAAAUGGGGGAUUUAUUUCAAGCUCUUUAAAAUGGCUCUAUUGUGAUAAUCCAAUGUUGAAAAAUCCAAAGGAAAGGAUGGGAAAUAGCAGAGAUGAGAAAGAGGCAUAACACAGAGUAAUAGUGGGAUGAACAAUGGAUAGGCGGCAGAAGCACCAAAUAACUACUUACCGAGUGCACAUGUAAUGAUUUUGAUUUUGAAGAUGCUGUUGGCCGUGGGCCAGGUCAGGGGAAGGGCUGUCUCUAUAAUAAAAUAAUGUGGAUCUGUGUGUGGGUGAUGGGAAUUGCUGCAAAGCACCUACCUCCUGUCAUGAAACAAGCCAAGUUUCAUGUUCUUGGCAUUAUCAACUAUAAAUAA
This is a messenger RNA of Clupea harengus (Atlantic herring), 6902 nucleotides long. RefSeq names its product alpha-tectorin-like. Gene Ontology annotation, biological process: cell-matrix adhesion. Gene Ontology annotation, molecular function: protein binding. The record is from RefSeq and is a predicted model, not a curated record. Lineage: Eukaryota; Metazoa; Chordata; Actinopteri; Clupeiformes; Clupeidae.